UCAAAACAUAUAUCUAGUGGCAGUACUACUACUUCCACUAUAGCUGCUAGCUAGCUACCAGAUAGGAGAAAGAGUGUUUUUUUAAAUAAACCCCACCAAUUCAUUUAUUUUUUUUUUCUUUAAAAAAAGUGCUUAUAGAGAGCUUGGUUAUAUGAGAUAACAAGAUCAUGGAAUUGGAGGCUGAUCAUCAAAAUGGGAUCCGAAGCAGACCCAAUUUCCCUCUGCAGCUGUUAGAGAAAAAGGACGUUGAUGACGUCACAGAACAACCUUGUUCCACCACUACCAGGGACAGCGUCGUAACUGCAACUACAAUUACUACUGCGUCUGUAACUAAUAACAACCUCCACUUGGCGGAGCAGUCCAAGAAGCCUCCGCCAAAGAGGACUUCCACCAAGGACCGCCACACCAAGGUCGAUGGCCGAGGCCGCCGGAUCCGCAUGCCGGCGGCCUGUGCUGCCAGAGUCUUUCAGCUAACGCGUGAGCUGGGACACAAGUCUGACGGAGAGACCAUAGAAUGGCUCCUUCAGCAGGCCGAGCCAUCGGUCAUCGCUGCCACCGGCACCGGCACCAUUCCCGCCAACUUCACCUCCCUCAACAUCUCCCUCCGCAGCUCGGGCUCCACCAUGUCGGCGCCGUCGCACUACUUUCGCGGAAACUACUUCAACCCUAGCACGUUCUCAACCUCCACAGCUGCGGCUGCGGCGGCGGCGCAGCUAAGGAACCGCGCAGAGUGGGACCGGAGCAUGAGCAUGGUGAUGGAGGAUUCUCGUAGGAGCAUGUUGGAGAACACUUCUUCCAUCUCCGCAAUUUUGAAUUUUAACCCUAUGGGUAACAUCAAUGUAAUUCAGCAAGCGAAACAAGAGCUUCGAGAAGAAUCCGGUGGCGGUCUUGAAUCGGUUGCUUCGGAUUCUGUCGGAAGCUUAGGGAGAAAGAGAAGGCCAGAGCAAGAACUGUCACAAAUGGGAAGCUAUUUGAUACAAUCGAGCACGGGGUCGCUUCCAUCGAGCCACGCUUCCAAUACGGCGGCGUUUUGGAUGGUGGCGGGUCACGGUAACCAAUCCACGAGCGGUGGUGGAGGUGGCGGCAGCGGCAAUGGUAACGAUAAUCCCAUUUGGGCAAUUCCCUCCGUUGGGAACAGUGGGGUGUAUAGAGGAGGUAUGUCUCCUCCAGGUGGCAUUCAUUUCAUGAAUUUUGCUUCUCCGAUGCCCCUUAUGCCCGGUGGUCAGCUGGGUUCUGGUAUGAUUGGUGGCGGUGGUGGUAGCGGUGGUGGUAGCGGCGGUGCUCAACUUCUAAGCGAAAGUAACUUAGGCAUGCUUGCAGCCCUUAAUGCCUACAGACAGAUGCCGGCGAACGGCGUCUCGGAGUCUCCAGGAAGCGGCGGACAACCUCACGGCGGAGAUGAUGGACGUGACUCAACCAGUCAACAUUCCUGAGGGUCCAAUAAUCACGUGUAUGAUCUGAUGCUAGCUUCCUAAUUUUUCUUUUAAUCACUAUUAUUACUAGUGUUACUAUUACUACUAGUAGUGCUACUGAUCAGUGGUUUCCAAAUUAUAUAUUAAAUACGUAACUACAUAUGUUAUGUUCA
Messenger RNA from Vigna angularis (adzuki bean), 1585 nucleotides. Its product is annotated as transcription factor TCP15. Lineage: Eukaryota; Viridiplantae; Streptophyta; Magnoliopsida; Fabales; Fabaceae. Gene Ontology annotation, cellular component: nucleus. The transcript has a single exon. Gene Ontology annotation, molecular function: sequence-specific DNA binding; DNA-binding transcription factor activity. The record is from RefSeq and is a predicted model, not a curated record. Bases 168 to 1433 code for a protein of 421 amino acids.